UACUCUUUCCCCACCCUCUUCCCCCUCAGACGCCUUUCUCUCUGUUUCAUAAGCUUCCUUCCUUGCCGCUCUUCCUCCCGGCGUCUGGCGGAAGACAACCCGGUCCGUGCAGUCACCCAAAUCCUUUUUCAUUGAAGAAAAAAGAGAAAGAAAGAAAAGGAAAAAAAACCCCAACAUCCCACCCAAACGAGUGUUUGAGGACCGGGAGGCCAUAAUGAAUGUGGAACAUGAAAUUAACCUCUUGGUUGAAGAAAUGCAACGCCUGGGGACAAGAGGUGCUGAUGGAAAACUAAGUGUGAAGUUUGGAGUGCUUUUCCAAGAUGACAAAUGUGCCAACCUCUUUGAAGCCCUGGUGGGGACCCUUAAGGCAGCUAAGCGUCGAAAGAUUGUAACUUACCCAGGAGAACUGCUGUUACAAGGUGUCCAUGAUGAUGUUGAGAUUGUAUUACUUCAAAAUUGAUGUAAUUUGUGUAUCUUUUGGGUAUUGUUAUUUUUGUUUCUGGUAAACUAUCGAUAGGAUUUGGAAUUGGGAGAAAAAAUAUCAAAGUGUUUAAUGUAUUUUUCUAUAACUUUGUAAUCAAAAGACUUGCAUUUUGGAAGACAGUCCUUUUUGUACUCCUUAGAACAUGUUAGCAUAUUGCGUUACAAUAUUUAAAAAAAACCAAUAACUAUUAUUUUUCUCAGGAAUACAUUUUGAAAACAAAGGAAAUGAAAUUUGUGUGUGGUUAUAUGUGGAUUUGGUUGGGGUUUUUUUUGUUUGUUUUUUGAUGGGAGGGGUAUUUGUUUUAGAAAUCCAUUUUAAAAGUGAAUCUCCUAAUUAUUGCCAUCCUGUGAAAGCAACAAAUAAUGGUGAUUUACUGAAUUUAAUGACCAAAAUCUACAAUUAAUGUGUAAUAAAGCCAUUUAUAUCACUUUAGAGUUUCCUUCUUUGUGUUUAGAUGUAUUUGUGCAUUUAAUAAUGUAAUUUACUCUGUGAAAAUAAAGUCAAAGAAAAAUAUUCUUAAACCAUAGGCUUUUAAUUUUUAAUGGUUAAAUGUCAGUUGUCCAGAUAAUACCUCGGAUAUUUUAUUCACUUUUGGGUGCUGAAUUUCAGAAAGCGAAUAGAGAAUAUACAGAAGAGGGCAACCAACAAUGGUGAAAGACUUUGGAGUCAUGCCAUACAAGAAUCAAUGGGAGGAACUAGGAAUAUUCACUUUGAAGAGAAGAUUUAGGGAAAACUUGAUAAAUGUUUUCAAGUGCUGGAAUGACUGAUCAAAUAGAAUAUUAGACUUACUCUUCUUGGUCUUAGGAGUAAUAGGUUGAAGAUAGAAAGAGACAAAUAGGCUUCAUGUAAAAA
This is a messenger RNA of Dromiciops gliroides (monito del monte), 1336 nucleotides long. RefSeq names its product ABRA C-terminal like (gene ABRACL). Lineage: Eukaryota; Metazoa; Chordata; Mammalia; Microbiotheria; Microbiotheriidae. The record is from RefSeq and is a predicted model, not a curated record. The coding region runs from base 215 to 460 and encodes 81 amino acids. The transcript is spliced from 3 exons. Gene Ontology annotation, biological process: regulation of actin filament-based process.